AUGGGGCCCCCAGACCCGGGGCCCCCCCUGAGUGCCCCCGGGGGCCCCCCGGACUGUGGGGGCGUCCCGCAGGGGCCCCCCUGGGGGCCCCCCUGGGGGCCCCCCGGGGCCCCCGGAGUCGUCCUGGGGCCCCCCGGGGGCCCCCCGGGUCCCCCCGGGGCCCCCGGAGACGCCCCGGGGCCCCCCGGGGCCCCCCGAGCCCCCGGAGGCCCCCCCGGGGGCCCCCCAGGGGCCCCAGGGGCCCCCCAAGACUGGAGCUGGGCCUACGGACUGGUGAAAGGCGUGGGGUGGAGCGAAGAACAGGGAAGAAGGCCCGAAAUGGAAGACGGAAUGGUAAUAGUGAAGGGCUUUGGGGGCCAGCGGGGGGCCUGGCUGCUGGGGGUUUAUGACGGCCACGGGGGCCGCCAGACUGUCGAUUUGCUGCUGCAGCAGCUGCACCGCAGCAUUUGGCGCGAAGUGCUGUGCCGGGCUUACCGGCGGCGAGACGAGCUGCUGCAGCGGGGCUUUGCUGCGCUUCUGGGGGCCCCCGGGGGCCCCGGGGGGCCCCCGGGGGCCCCCGGGGGGGCCCCCGGGGGGGCCCCCAAGGGGGCCCCCGAGGGGCCCCUGCCGGCCCCGCUGGCCCUUUGUACCCAAAGGGACAUUCAGGAGGCCCUCGUUGCUGCCUUCAAAGCCACGGACGAGCAGAUCCUCCGCGCGGGCAUUAAGGAGAGUGGCAGCACGGCUUGCGUCUGUUUGCUGCACCCCCGCCUCGUGCUGCCCUGCAGCAGCAGCAGCAGCAGCAGCAGCAGCAGCAGCAGCAGCAGCGGGUCCGGGGAGGCGAGCAGCGGCGGGAGCUCUCCGUCGACGGCGGCGACUGCGUCGCGGAGCAGCAGCCGCCAAGGCGGCUUGCCGCCGCCGCAGCCGCCCAGCAGCAGCAGCAGCAGCAGCAGCAGCAGCAGCAGCAGCAGCAGCAGCAGCAGCAGCAGCUUGCCGCAGGUGUGCGUGGACGUGCACGCAGCCCACCUGGGAGACUCCCGCGUGCUGCUGGUGUUCAGCGACGGCAGCUGCCUGCGGCUGACUGCAGCAAACGACCACAAGGCCUCAGCAGCAGCAGAAACGCAAAGAGUGGAGCAGCUGGGGGGGUUUGUGAUGGGGGAAAGAGUCAACGGAAUGCUGGCCAUAGGCCGGGCUUUUGGGGACUGGGCCCUCAAGUUGGGCCCGCAGGCCAGUCCGCUGCUGCUGCCUGCUGCUGCUGCUGCUGCGAGGGACUUCGUGGUUUCCAACCGCCCGGACGUCCGCACCGAGACCUUCGUGCUGCUGCAGCAGCAGCAGCAGCAGCAGCAGCAGCAGCAGCAGCGGCAGCGGGGGAGGCGGGGAGACGCGGGAGAGGGAGAGAAGCACCGCGCCGGGACGCACGCAGCACCAGAGGCAAAGGACGCAACGCACUGCAGCAGCAGCAGCAGCAGCAGCAGCAGCAGCAGCAGCAGCGGCAGGGUCGUGGCGGAGCAGCAGCAGCAGCGGGAACCCGCGCUGCUGAUUCUGGGCUGCGACGGACUCUUUGAUGUCAUUGAAGACAAUGCUGCUGCUGCUUUUGCCCUGGGAGUGGUGCGAGCUGUUGCUGCUGCUUGUCCUGCUGCAGCAGCAAGCGAAGCAGCAGAAGCAGCAGCAAGGGCCCUCGUCCACGAGGCCAUUUCCCUCCGAAUGAGCGGAGAUAAUGUCUCCAUCAUCAUUUGCGUCCUGCAGCAACUCCAGGAUCUUGCUGCUGCUGCUGAUGCUGCUGCUGCUGCUGCAGACGCCGCCAGCGGCCGCCUCAGCGCCGCAGACCAGCAGCACAACGGCACCCAGCCAGGGACCUCCCAAGCAGCAGCAGCAGCAGCAGCAGCAGCAGCAGCAGCUGCUGCUGCUGCAGGACACCCAAUGGACGGAGGCCUCUGGCAGCGCGUGGGGCCUGGCGGACUCCGACAGAGCGCGGUGGACGUUCCUCCCGAGUUUGCUGCUGCUGCUGCUGCUGCUGCUGCUGCUGCUGCAGCAGACGAAGAGCAACAGACAGCCGCAUGCCAAGACCUAGCACUGUCCCCCCAUGCCCACGAGGAGGACGCUGCACUUAGCAGCAGCAGCAGCAGCAGCAGCAGCAGCAGCAGCAGCAGCAGCAGCAGCAGCGGCAGGAGCAGCAGCAGCCGGCAAUGCCUGCCGGCAGCCCCUUGUGGGGGCCCUCCGCGGGCGCCGAGGGGCCCGCGGGGGGGCCCCUGGGGGGGCCCCCGGGGGCCCCGCCGCUGGCCUUUGCUUCCCCCAACGCAGCAGCAGCAGCAGCAGCAGCAGCAGCAGGAACAGCGUCCGAAGUGCUGCUGA
This is a messenger RNA of Eimeria necatrix, 2328 nucleotides long. RefSeq names its product protein phosphatase 2C, putative. Gene Ontology annotation, biological process: protein dephosphorylation. The coding region runs from base 1 to 2328 and encodes 775 amino acids. The record is from RefSeq and is a predicted model, not a curated record. The transcript has a single exon. NCBI's taxonomy places the organism in Eukaryota, Apicomplexa, Conoidasida, Eucoccidiorida, Eimeriidae. Gene Ontology annotation, molecular function: cation binding; protein serine/threonine phosphatase activity.